This is a messenger RNA of Impatiens glandulifera, 2063 nucleotides long. Its product is annotated as CTL-like protein DDB_G0274487. Gene Ontology annotation, molecular function: transmembrane transporter activity. Lineage: Eukaryota; Viridiplantae; Streptophyta; Magnoliopsida; Ericales; Balsaminaceae. Bases 239 to 1750 code for a protein of 503 amino acids. Gene Ontology annotation, cellular component: membrane. The record is from RefSeq and is a predicted model, not a curated record. Gene Ontology annotation, biological process: transmembrane transport. The transcript is spliced from 7 exons.
CAAACAUGAUGAUUCACACAGCAAUGAAGUCCAAACCAAGAAAUAGCCAUGGAAGCCGUUGAAUUUUCAGUUUUCUUUCCACGAUUCAAAUUUCAUUCAUCAAAACCCUAAUCUACCACCAAUGAAACGCUAUAGCAAUUCAUACAAUUCUCUCUAAACAACUAACAAUUCAACAGUUAGAUCGAAAUGCUCUUCAUCUCUUCAACACUCACACUCAAAAAUCCCGAUCGAUCUUUCCAUGAGUGAUUCACAGAGCCUCUCCGCCACUACAUCCUCCUCUUCUUCCGCUUCGAUCGUCUCCGCCACUGCCGUUGCCCAACAGAAUGUUAUCGGAAGUGGUGAUCUGUUGACUCAGGAGGUUUCGCGGCGUUGGCAUGACGUUUUUUGGUCAGCGAUUUUCUUACUUCACUCGACUGCGAUCGGUUGUGUUCUUGCUGUUCUUGGACUUAAUAGGUUUAGGAAGAAGGAUAGGCUUAAUAUUGAUAAGUAUACAAUGGGAUUUCUAGAGAAUCAGGCUGGUUUAACUGAGGAUUAUUGGCCUUUAUAUGCGGUUGCAGGGGGAGUAGGGACGUUUUUAGGUUGUAUUUGGUUAUUGUUACUUGGUUCACGAGCAAUUCAAAUGGUGAAGGUUUCUGUUCAUAUCUUGACCACUUAUCUUGCUGUGAUCAGUGUUUUAUGUUUUUGGAGUCAUCAGAUCUUUUGCGGUGUUGGCUUUGCAAUAGGGGCUGGAUUGCAGUUCUUGUAUGUUAUAUCUGUUAUAGACAGACUUCCAUUUACAAUGUUAGUGCUUCAGAAGUCUAUUAAGAUGGCGUGGAACCUUCCUGAGCUUCUAAGGGUAUCAUGUGCGUUCAUGCUACUAAUGCUCGUGUGGUUAGCUUUAUGGUCUUUUGGUGUGGCUGGUGUUGUUGCUUCAAGUAUGGGUGAUGGUGGACGUUGGUGGCUUCUUUUGGUAUUUUCUGUUAGUUUGUUCUGGACUGGUGCUGUACUCUGCAAUACUGUUCAUGUUAUUGUAUCUGGGAUGGUGUUUCUUGUCCUUAUCCAUGGGGGUCGACAAGCAACAUCUAUGCCUUCUAAGCCGCUGAUCAAGUCCCUACGUUAUGCUGUUACUACAUCAUUUGGUAGCAUCUGUUAUGGUUCACUCUUUACAGCUGCUAUCCGGACACUUCGAUGGGAGAUUAGGGGGCUCAGGUCAAAGAUAGGGAAUAAUGAAUGUCUCCUCUGCUGUGUCGAUUUUCUAUUUCAUCUUGUGGAGACACUUGUUCGUUUCUUCAACAAGUAUGCGUAUGUCCAGAUUGCAGUGUACGGAAAAGGUUUCAAUCAUUCAGCUCGAGAUGCAUGGGAGUUGUUUCAAUCAACUGGAGUAGAAGCACUUAUUGCCUACGAUUGUUCUGGGGCUGUUCUCUUAAUGGGUACCAUCCUAGGUGGACUUAUUACAGGGACUUGUGCUGGAGUUUGGGCUAGGAUUAAACAUCCCGAUAGGAUAAUAAUGGUGGGAUCUACAGCCAUGUUAAUGGGGAUGAUCUUGGUGGGAUUAGCAAUGGUAGUGGUGGAGAGUGCUGUAACAUCAAUGUACAUAUGUUAUGCAGAAGAUCCAUUGUUAAUACACAGAUGGGAUGCUGAAUUCUUUAACCAUAUGUCGGAGACUCUGCACCAACGGCUUCAAUAUAGGAGUUCUAGGGCUAGACCGAGGGAGGUACCUUCUAACUCUCAGCUUCAAUCUCAAAGAAUCCCGGUUACCCCAUCUCCAUGAGUUUUAUCAUCAUGUUUUUAUCUAAAUGUACCUUCUAUAGUUAUUUCCACGUGCUCAAAAUGAAGAAAACAUAUAUAUAUAUAUAUAUUGUUAAGAAUUAUGUUUUGUGUUUGUCCUAUUGGUGGAUUUUCUUAAAUUUUAGGAUAGAAUUUUGAUGUAAGGAGUCUUAGAUUUUAAAAUUGCAUGUCAGUUAUCCUUUGCAAAGGCCAUGUAUACUGACUUUUAGGUAGUUUGCUGGCAGUUAUUUAGUGGCUUAUUUGAGACAAUCUUUUGUACCAAUUUUUCAUUUUAAUAGUCAACUUUAUAUGAUUAA